Messenger RNA from Triticum aestivum (bread wheat), 829 nucleotides. Its product is annotated as 16.0 kDa heat shock protein, peroxisomal-like. The transcript has a single exon. The coding region runs from base 204 to 620 and encodes 138 amino acids. NCBI's taxonomy places the organism in Eukaryota, Viridiplantae, Streptophyta, Magnoliopsida, Poales, Poaceae. The record is from RefSeq and is a predicted model, not a curated record.
UCUCUCCGUGUCUCUCGAAAAUCGCUCUGACGUCGACGCCGCAAACCCUUCCAGAUUUAUCGCCCCCAUCGUUCCAGUUCGUUCGCCUUUUUCCCAACUCGCCGACGCCGAGACCGCAACAGCAAUUCCCAACCGUGCGAUCCUCAAGACCUCAACUGCAGUCGCAGCCGAUCCCAUCCGAGCUAGCUCUCCCGUUCCAGUCAAUGGCGGACCUCUUCUUCGGGGGAAGCCCCUUCCGGCGGCUCCUCUACGCCCGCCCCUUAGCCUCCGCCACGGCCGCCAUGGACUGGGUGGAGACCCCGACCUCCCACGUCCUCAGGAUCAACGUCCCGGGGCUGGGCAAAGACGACGUCAAGGUCCAGGUGGAGGACGGCAACGUGCUCAGCGUCAGGGGCGCGGCCAAGGAGAAGGGAAACGAGGGAAACGAGGAGGCGGCGGUGUGGCACGUGGCGGAGCGCGGGAAGCCGGAGUUCGCGCGGGAGGUGGCGCUGCCGGAGCACGUCAGGGUGGAGCAGAUCAGGGCCAGCGUCGACAACGGCGAGCUCACCGUCGUCGUGCCCAAGGAGCCCGCCCCGGCCCGGCCCCGGACCAGGCCCAUCGCGGUCUCCAGCAAGCUGUGAGGCCGCCAUGAACCGACCGGGUUCAGGAGUACUGUUACUGCGGUGUAUGCUUGUGUAUGCGAGCUGUGUGCGUUUCACUUGUGAAGUUGUGAUCUGAAUUAAAGUAAUCCGAUGAAUAUCGUGUGACGCGGAAGCGUGAUCGUGUAUGCUUGCUUAUGAUAAACUGAAACAUUUGGCUGGUAAUAAAGUUACGGAAAUGAUUAAAUUGA